Galdieria sulphuraria is the source of this 1519-nucleotide messenger RNA. RefSeq lists its product as uncharacterized. The transcript has 3 exons. The record is from RefSeq and is a predicted model, not a curated record. Bases 769 to 975 code for a protein of 68 amino acids. NCBI's taxonomy places the organism in Eukaryota, Rhodophyta, Bangiophyceae, Galdieriales, Galdieriaceae.
UUUUGCCAACAACUCUUUUGAUAUUCUUUCUAGUUCCUUGUACAUGGAUUGUAGUCUAUUGAAUCGUCCAAAUUGUAAGAGAUCAACAAUAUUUGAAAAACCAAGCAACCUUUGCGGUACAAAUAGUUUGACUGUAACCAACGAGUCUAGAAUAUUUUAGGGUGUGGCGAUCUGAAGAGUUGACUUGUGUAAAUAAAGUAAAUGGUAUACAGUAAUUCAACUACUGUGUUCAACGAGAAAUUGCUUUUUUUACACUCUUUUGUAACUGUUAUAGCAAAUAAAUCAACUUUAUUUCGUUCCUAUGAUCAAAAAAAGACGGAAGAAGAAAGUAUGGAGCAACUUUUCUUUCAACUGGCAAAUUCUGUUCCCCAAUUGCUACUUCUAAGAUAACUUUGCCAAACUUUUCAGAAAACAAUUCAGUCGGAACAAUAGUUGUACAACUAAAAAUACUCUCCCAAUUCGUAAUUGGACAUUACUCGUACGCAUAUUUACUAUACCUUGCCAUUAUGCAAUACGAGAAGAAGAAAUUGGAGAUCUUUGCUUCUAGUUUUAAAUAAUUUUCGACAAGUUUCAUUGCCUUGGGAAAUAUGACAUUUUUUAAACAAUAGAAGAAUUCAAUAGUUUCGUUUGGAAUCAUAGAAAAUAGUCAGUUUUGACAACAAAAGAGGAACCUUUGAAUAUGUGAGGAUAGGGUAUAAUAAAAUCUCUUUGACAAGUACUAGGACGUGUACAAGUGCUCAUAAAGAUAGUUUUUCAACAAGUAUUUUUAUGAGCAGCUCUUUUACACUUUCUUGGACUGUUCUGAGUUCUUAUGAAUAUCAGAUUUUGUUUCAAAACAAACAAACAACUCUGCCAAAACGAAUACUGAUACAAGGUGCCAUGAUUGACUUUGUAUACAAGCACAGAGAUCAUUUCGUCCACAAUGGAUUUCAAGUGUUCUCUCUCUCUCUCUGUGUGUGUACACACACACAAUGAAGUUUAGACGCCAAGUCCAAACGGUUUCUAUUGAGAACGAAAACUAUAUUUAUUACUUUGAGAAACCCCUAUGAUUCAAAAAGACCCUCUUGAAUAAGUAAACAAGCAGUACUCUUUACGACCUUUUUCAUAUGGUUGAUAGCGACUACAAAAUAUUGGGACAAAAAUACUUUGUUCUUCCUAAAAUGUCUAAAAACAAUUGGGUGGUCUAGCAAAAAACUAUUCAAAACCCAAAGUGGAAUGUACUAUAUAAGAAGAAUAUUGCUGUCUUGACUAGCGUGUUCUUCAUCGGGAUACAAAACAAGAAUUCAAUAGAUCUAUUCCAUUCCACACUUUACUUCACUCUAGGAUCGUUUGCUCCUUGUGCUGUUUAAAGAGGGCCUUGAAACACAGGAAAAAUUUUCUGAUUGAGUUUUUCAACAAGUGGAAGGGUCCAACGAUAUCAAUUGCACAACAAUAUAGAUCGGAAAAGAAAACAAAAGACAUGCCAAUGUAGUAUACCUGUGUUGCAAUUGUGCGUUGGCUCAUAUCUUUUUUUUUUAAU